Mastomys coucha (southern multimammate mouse) is the source of this 5427-nucleotide messenger RNA. It is a transcript of the gene Banp, whose product is annotated as BTG3 associated nuclear protein. Gene Ontology annotation, molecular function: DNA binding. The transcript is spliced from 14 exons. The coding region runs from base 170 to 1816 and encodes 548 amino acids. Gene Ontology annotation, biological process: protein localization to nucleus; negative regulation of protein catabolic process. The record is from RefSeq and is a predicted model, not a curated record. NCBI's taxonomy places the organism in Eukaryota, Metazoa, Chordata, Mammalia, Rodentia, Muridae.
GCUCGCAGCGCCUGCGCAGAGCUGCUGCUUCUCUCGCGAGGACGGACGCCAUUAUCGCAUCUCCCCGACAAACACCACGAGAAUUCCGCAGCCCACACGGUGACAGAAAUCCCAUACCCUGUGACUUCUGGACUCUUGCUUGUCAGUGUGCCCCUUUCUCGCACUCUGGAUGAUGUCAGAGCAGGACCUGGCGGAUGUGGUUCAGAUUGCAGUGGAAGACCUGAGUCCUGACCACCCAGUUGUUUUGGAGAAUCAUGUUGUGACAGACGAUGAUGAACCUGCUUUGAAGCGCCAGCGACUAGAGAUCAAUUGCCAGGAUCCCUCUAUAAAGUCUUUCCUGUACUCUAUUAACCAGACGAUAUGUUUGCGGUUGGAUAGCAUUGAGGCCAAGCUGCAAGCUCUCGAGGCUACUUGCAAAUCUCUGGAAGAGAAGCUAGACCUGGUCACCAAUAAACAGCACAGUCCCAUCCAGGUCCCCAUGGUGGCAGGUUCCCCACUUGGCGCCACCCAGACCUGCAACAAAGUGCGAUGCGUCGUCCCCCAGACUACAGUAAUUCUCAACAAUGAUCGGCAGAACGCCAUUGUAGCCAAGAUGGAAGACCCAUUGAGCAACAGGGCACCGGAUUCCCUGGAUAAUAUCAUUAGCAACGCUGUUCCUGGGCGUCGUCAGAACACCAUUGUGGUGAAAGUGCCUGGUCAGGACGACAGCCACAAUGAAGAUGGGGAGAGCGGGUCAGAGGCCAGUGAUUCCGUGUCUAACUGUGGCCAGCCAGGAAGCCAGAACAUUGGAAGCAACGUCACACUCAUCACCCUGAACUCUGAAGAGGACUAUCCCAAUGGCACCUGGCUGGGCGAUGAGAAUAACCCUGAGAUGCGGGUACGCUGUGCCAUUAUUCCCUCCGACAUGCUGCACAUCAGCACAAACUGUCGCACAGCCGAGAAGAUGGCGCUGACACUGCUGGACUACCUGUUCCACCGUGAGGUGCAGGCUGUGUCCAACUUGUCGGGCCAAGGCAAGCACGGGAAGAAGCAACUGGACCCCCUCACCAUCUAUGGCAUCCGGUGUCACCUCUUCUAUAAAUUUGGAAUCACGGAAUCUGACUGGUAUCGGAUCAAGCAGAGCAUUGACUCCAAGUGCCGGACAGCCUGGAGACGGAAACAGCGAGGCCAGAGCCUGGCGGUCAAGAGCUUCUCUCGGAGGACACCAUCCUCAUCCUCAUACAGUGCCUCAGAGACCAUGAUGGGAACCCCUCCACCCACCAGUGAGCUACAACAGUCACAGCCACAGGCCCUACACUACGCAUUGGCCAAUGCACAGCAAGUCCAGAUCCACCAGAUUGGAGAGGAUGGACAGGUGCAAGUAAUCCCACAGGGCCACCUCCAUAUUGCCCAGGUGCCUCAAGGGGAGCAGGUGCAGAUCACACAGGACAGUGAGGGUAAUCUGCAGAUCCACCAUGUGGGCCAGGAUGGCCAGUCGUGGGGCCUGUGCCAGAAUCCCAUUCCUGUCAGCGGUGACUCAGUGGCCCAGGCUAAUCCCUCCCAGCUUUGGCCUCUGGGAGGAGACACACUUGAUCUGCCUGCUGGAAAUGAAAUGAUCCAGGUACUGCAGGGUGCUCAGCUCAUAGCCGUGGCCUCUUCAGACCCUGCUGCUACAGGAGUAGACGGGUCGCCUCUCCAGGGCAGUGACAUUCAGGUUCAGUAUGUCCAGCUGGCGCCUGUGAGUGACCACACAGCUGCAGCGCAGACGGCUGAGGCAUUGCAACCCACUCUGCAGCCUGAGAUGCAGCUUGAACAUGGAGCCAUCCAGAUCCAGUGAGACUGGGCAUUGCAGGAGCACCACGCCACAGCUGCUCACUGACCCUGCCCCACGCCCUGCUCUCUUGCUUCAGCAACUGCAGGUUCUGCUGGGCAUCCGAGAGCUCCUCCUCCCAGGGAAAGGUCCUGGCCACCCCCUGCUGGAAGGCGCCUCAGGGUUUGAGUCUCACUGCUGGUCUCCAAAGGAGAAGCAUUGUGCAGAGUGUUGAGUACAUUCAGAAAAAAACAAGAACUACGAUAUUUUGUUUAAACAGCUUUUUUAAUUUGCUAUGGUGUUUAUAACAAAAAAGAAAAUGGAAAAAAAAAACAAAAACACAAAAAAACAAACAAAACAAAACAAAAAACCCAGAACAGAAACACAACUGUGGAGUAGUAGAAGCCUGGGCCAUGUGCUCCCUUCAGGUUCCUGACGUAGGUGUUGGAGCCAGCUGAUGAUGCUGGAGCACUUCGGACCUGCUGCUAGGGGAGUGCUCCAAAGGGUGUGCUCCCCAGUGUGAUUAUGCAUUUCUAAUGAAAUAAAGUGUAUUGAUGGCCACAGAGGCUCAGUGUUGUUGCACUGUGAGAGGACUUCUGCAGGAUGGGUACUGGGACGAAUACUCAUCCCCAGGGCCAUGCUACCAGAGAGUUCUUGCUUUGGCUCUCUCUUCUAGGGAGCAUGAGCUGUGGGUGUCCCUUGGGGCAGCUGUCUCCCACUUCAUCACAGUGAGCCCUCAAAGGCAAGGUCAUUUUAACCCAUCCUCUUCUGAAUGCUUAGGCCCCAUAAACUGCAACUCCAGGAGUCCUGGAGAACUCCCUGUGGAGAAGGCGGGACUGCAGAGAAAGCAGGCUCAAAUAGUCACAUGAGCUGCAUGUGAAAUGCCAAUGAAGUUCUUACUGACUGACAGUGCUGUGCUUGACACUUUUCCCAGGAGGAUUUCAAAGUUGUGGUCCCAGAUUAUCAUGCCUCUGUCUCAUGUCACCACAUUCUGGAUUCCUGGGCUGGUUAUUCACCAGGGCACACUAAGGUAGCAGAGGAGAACAGCUCUAUGGAAUAGACAAUUUGACAUGGUUGUGGCCAUCUUCCUAGGACACUUGCCAAUGUUGCAGAUGGCCCUAUGUGGGGAGAGUGGGGAAAGGCAUGGAGGCUAGGCUUACAAGGCUGUGUAACACAUCUGGGCAGGAUCCCAGGCAAGAAUGGAGAAAAGAACCCAGAGAGGAAAGCACACUCCAGGAAGAGCAUGGCAUAUACCCACACCUAGAUAUACAAGAUGGGAGAUGGCAGCAGACCCGUACCCUGGAAGUCAGAAUAAUGGGAAGUUAACUACUUCCAACAGAGCCAGGUCUUCAGAAAAUGUUCAGAAAACUGGUUGACAAUGUACCAUGUAACCCUGCAGUUGUAAUCCCAGGAAUACCCUGUGUCCAUACACACACCUGUGGGCGCACAUUCUCAAUAGCCUCAUUCAUACUGACCUGAAGUGGAAAUAGCCUAAAGGGCCAGCAUAUGAGCAGGUGAGCAAAGGCAUACCUCUCAAUACAGAGGAUUAGUUGACUGCCAGAGGAUCGGCACUCUGGCCCACUCUAUGGCAUGAUGAACUUGCAAACAUUAGUGAGUGAAAGAAAGCAGAGGUAAGAAGACUGCUUACUGGAAGAUUAUACGGAUGGACAGAUUCACAGAAACAGAUUGUCAGGACCAGAAGAGAGGAACAGCGGCAGUAACACAUGGGGGAUCUGCUGAAAGUGCUCCCGGUUGGAUAAUGGAUAUUUGUCUUGUACACCAGGUGACUGGUCACUUGAAAAGGUGAAACAUUUGCUGUUCACUAUAUCUCAAGGUUAUUUUUGAUAAAUGGAUCACAUUUGGCAAAAGCAUAAAAAUUGAGGCUAUGUGCUAAAGAUGCCAUGGAAAGGAGAUUCUACAGGAUUUUCAAGACUAGGAACAUGGGCCCAGAUGAAGGUUCUCUAGUAAGAGACCACUGGACCACUUGGAAUAGAAAUGGAUCUUAAGUGAUCUCUAUAAAAUUGACUCUCUAAGAUUAAAGAUAUCAAAACAGAGGAAAACAUGACUGUCUUGGGACAGGCAAGAAGAGAAGUGAAUUUUUAUUUUAAAGUACUCUUAAUUGUCUUGAAGAAAAAUGUGUGCAAUAUUCAGCCUCCAGUAUCUGAAAACUGUAUAGAGACACGUCACUGUUUGUAAAGAUUAGAGUGCUUGCUUGCUCAGGUGGCUGGUGGCCCUGGCCUUGUCCUUGUAGGACAUCACCCAGCAGCUUGAGAAAGGUCUGUUCUUAGAUGUUUUCUGGAGCAUUGCUAAAGAAUUCUGCUUGCUAUGUUGUGUGUUCUCUGACUACAUAGAAGUGAGGUAGAUUUUAAUGAGGAAAAAACUUCCCAUAGCUCAAGUAAAUAAAAUUGGAUUCAUGAAGCUACACUUCAUUGAAUGACAGAGAUGUCAAAAUGUGGAAUGCAUCAGGUGUGUUGAGAAACAGCUACAGACAAGCUGGGAUGGAGAAUUACGUCUACAUUCAAAUGACAAAAGCAGUGUUGGUGCUGUGGGAACAUUACAAAUUGAGAAGUUCCAUUUAUACCAAUGCUCAAACAGUUGAUUAAGUCCUGGUACAAGAAAGAUGAUGGAUACAAGUUGCCAUUGUGGGGGUUUCCACAGACUCCUCAGGCAGUAGAAGACGAGGCUCUCCCAGAAUUAUAUGGAUGGAUUGGGAAACAACAGAGGGAAUGACAUGCUGCCUUGACACCAGACUGGGGUGGGGCAGAAGAAGAUGGAAGGAAGGAAGGACUAAAGACUUGUUGCUUCUGAAUGUCUGAGCUACCUCAGAGCAUGAAUAGGCUGUGCUUGGUGACGUCAAGUGAUGUGCCAACCCUACCCCAUGUUGAGUCAUGCAUACUUGGUAUAUUUUGAAAGUCUUGUGACUUGCUGUGAUAAUAGAACCAUGUGGUUAUCUUUAGCAGAAAAAUGAUAUGUAAAACUUACCUGUUCAUAGUCACAAUGGAUCUGAUCAGAGACAUCUGUAAGAAACCAGUGACAAAUAUCCCUGAACUUGGAUUUGGAAAGCCUGGUGUGACAAAUGAGGAUGCCUGGCACCUUGGUUAUUCUGAGAUUGGAAAGCUAGAAAUGAGACUACCUCUGUCUAUAUAAUUUGGAUGUGAACUCCUGAUGGAUAUCCCACGAGCUGACCCAAAAACCUGUGAGUGUGCUUUGCCUGGGUGCUGGCUACAGGCCACUCAGAAAUCACUCCCAUCUCAGUCAGAAUCAGCACGGAUGCUCUUAACUGCUGCUCAUUACAGCCUCUAGGAAGCUUUACCCCACAGAAGUAAAUUUAAGGAGAUGCUGAGGCAAUGUUACUGAACUAGAGAAAAACCAAGGAAAAGCCUCAUCUGAGAAAGUGUGGGUUCUCUAAAUGGUGCAGCCAGUGAGGUUUCAUGCAGAAGCCAAACAGGAACUAUUGUCGCAGUGGACAAGAGUGAUGAGGACUGGAGAGAUGGCUCAGUGGUUAGAGUUCUUACUGCUUUCCCCUCCCCAGUGGGAAGAGUUCACUGCCUGUAACCUGAUGCCCCUUUGAUUCCCCACACUCCUCUCACACCCACGGCAGACAUACACACACAGGAAUAAAAAUAAACCUUUAAGAA